GAGACACCUACUGCACGGCCGAGGUCAUCAGAGACACCAUCACCUACAACCUGCUGACCAUCCUGCAGUACUGACCCCAGAGCAGCUCCGGGGCCCAGCCUGGACGGGUCCCUAUGGCCAUGGUGAUGUGGAGACCAGUGUUUUCUUAGUGUAAUGGAAGAAACAGGACAAGGAGCAGAACCAGAACCAGGAGCUGGAGCAGGACAAGGAGCAGAACCAAGAAGGAACCCGACUCACACAGACGCUUUGGCUUCAGGAUGCUCCUCUCUGACGACUCAGCAGCUUCAGGAGAACGUCCGGGUGGUGAAGCGGCAGCACCGCCCCGAGAGGCUGAUGUUUGAAAUCCCUUCAGCUCGGAUCAUCGACCAGGUUCUGAGCAAACAUGUGGUGUACCAGGUGGUGCUGAUGCGCUCGGGCAGGUUCGAUUCCCGCCGUGUUUCAGUCGAGCGCCGCUACAGCGACUUCUCCCGCCUGCACCACGCGCUGCAGCGGGAGUUCCGGGACGAGCUGGAGGACCUGGUUCUGCCCCCGAAGCUGCUGAGCCGGAACUUCUGCCCUCACGUCAUCGCUGAGCGACGCGUGGCGCUGCAGGACUACCUGUCCGAGGUGUCCCGCGUGCGCUGCGUGCGCCGCUGCGGGCUGUUCCCCGCGUUCUUCACGGAGCAGGAGCAGAGGCGCGGCCACGCGCUGCUGCGGGCGGGGCAGUUCGAGGCGGCGCGGCAGCAGCUGCAGGAGGUGCUGGUGAUGGAGGAGAAGCUGUUACCGUGGCAGAGCGCCACCCUCCUCGUGCCCACCCUCUCCGCCAUGGCCGUGUGCCACCGGGACCUGGAGGAGCCGGAGCACGCGCACGACGCGGCGCUGCGGGCUCUGCCUGCGGUCCGGCGCUACGGACUGAAGCGCCACAGGGCGGCGCUGUUGAGCCUGCUGGUGGAUGUGGGGUACGAGCUGGGGCGUCCGGUGGCCCAGUUCCAGGAGGAGCUGAGCCGGCUGAGGGACGCGGAGCGAGGGGGGGUGUCCUCCUGCUCCCUGAAGGAGCUGGUGGUGCAGGAGUUCAUCUGAGGACCAGGGGCCACAGGGCCGGGCCCGCCGCCCCGGGGGCCCUGAACCUGGGGGGGGGCUCACUGACAGGAGCUCUGAUGUUUAAAUGUUGAAGUUACUGUUUAUGAAACAUGAUUAAACUCAGUUCAUUUCUACUGACUACAGAAGACAUGCCUGGUUUGUAGGGUUAGACUAAAUGUAUAUAUACACACACCUGUGUAUGCCUCUAUAAUGAGCUUUAGUUUGACACACAAUGUCUGCAAUGAAUCUGAGGACACACUGUCUCUGAGGACACACUGUCUCACUGUCUCAUGGGACACACACUGUGGUGGAAACCUCUGACAUCACUACUCAAUAAAAGCACAUGGACCUAU
Messenger RNA from Platichthys flesus (European flounder), 1412 nucleotides. It is a transcript of the gene snx20, whose product is annotated as sorting nexin 20. Gene Ontology annotation, biological process: protein transport. The coding region runs from base 154 to 1059 and encodes 301 amino acids. Gene Ontology annotation, molecular function: phosphatidylinositol phosphate binding; protein binding. Gene Ontology annotation, cellular component: early endosome membrane. The record is from RefSeq and is a predicted model, not a curated record. The transcript is spliced from 4 exons. Lineage: Eukaryota; Metazoa; Chordata; Actinopteri; Pleuronectiformes; Pleuronectidae.